AUGUAUUUGGUACAUGAAAGCGUCAAUACUGACAAAGACCAGUUUGGUAUUGUUGGGGUACAAAUAGCGGGAAAUGAGAUAAAUCUGAACGUCCUUGUCAGAGAUAAGGUUAAGUUUGAUGAUCUCUCAAAGUGUAAAAUAAGCCAAAUAUUUGGCGAUCUUGGAGAUGAGAUAAUUGUGUCACAAUCUAUUUGUAUCCUUUUUUUAGUACAAAUCAUAACACAAGACCCAAACUUUCUCAGCAAUUCUGCAUCAUUGUUCACUCUUCGAGAUGCUCGUUCAUUGAAAGCGAAUUUCCGCUCAGCUACGGAAGCGAAGAAAGUUAUUCCUGAUAGAAAUGAAAGAAGAGACUUAGAUAUUGACCAAUUGAGUCAAAAUAAUCACGUUAAAACAUUCAUUUACAAAUUGCACAAAGUUGUCGAGAACUCAGGAAUUGAUAUAGGAACGAGUGAAGCUAUUACUGAUACAUUGGUGGCUCAUUUGAUAUUUCUUGCUGUCGACUUUAAUCAAUGGCCCUUGAUGGUUGAAUUACAUCCAACACUCAAAUUUUUCGUUAGUAAUGCAGUUAUUUCAGCAAAAGCCGAAUUUAUAAUUAAUUAUAAAGGAUAUACUGUGUUGAUUGUUGAUGAUAAACAUCUAGUUAACGUUAGGCCAGGCAAUGACUAUGGGGAACCACAAAUAUUGGCUGAAAUGCUUGCUAGUGGGCAAGAAAAUAUACUUCAAGCUCAAGAGAAUCAUGAUGUAAUUAUAUUUGUAGUUCGUGUAAUUUCAACUUACGUUACGUUUUAUCAUGCUAUAAUCCAUAAAAGAUAUUGGGAUGAACUUGGUGCAGGUUGCCCACGACAGCAAUCAGUUACAAUUUUUAGAUGGCCAGGGAAUAGUAGUAAACCAUCUGCUGGUUUUGAUCUUGCAGAACCAGUUGGAAGAAGAAAUGUGCUAGAAUCAUUAUGCAAGAUUCGUCAUUACAUCUUAGAAUGA
Molecule: messenger RNA, 978 nt
Organism: Entrophospora candida
Lineage: Eukaryota; Fungi; Glomeromycota; Glomeromycetes; Entrophosporales; Entrophosporaceae
Source: the annotation of a GenBank genome assembly